Molecule: messenger RNA, 640 nt
Organism: Musca vetustissima
Lineage: Eukaryota; Metazoa; Arthropoda; Insecta; Diptera; Muscidae
Product: protein D2-like
Exons: 2
Coding region: 16-639 (207 amino acids)
Source: RefSeq, a predicted model, not a curated record
AUACAAAAAACAAACAUGACGACCUUUAAAUAUAUUUUGGCGAUAAGUUUAAUUGGCGGAUUAGCAGUUGUAAAGGCGGGCGAUAGUGAAAUAACCAAGUUUAUGAAACAUUUAGAAGUUAUACCCGAUGUCCUGGACGAGGGACCCAAACAUUUUCUAAAGAUUACCUAUGACAAUGGCAUCUUGGCAGACAAAGGCGUGGAAUUGACACCCACUCAAGUGAAAAAUGAACCAAAGGUGGAAUGGGAAGCUGAGGCCGGUACCUAUUAUACCCUACUUAUGACCGAUCCUGAUGCUCCCUCCCGCAAGGAACCUAUCAUGAGAGAAUGGCAUCAUUGGCUGGUGGGUAACAUUCCUGGUGAUCAACUUAAGAAAGGUGAAGUUUUGAGUGCCUAUGUUGGCUCUGGACCACCAAAGGAUACUGGCCUUCAUCGUUAUGUCUUCUUGUUGUUUAAACAACCCAAAAAAUUAGAAUUCGAUGAGAAACGUUUCAGCAACACUGAGGCUGCGGGACGUGAGAAAUUCUCAACCAAAAAAUUCAUUGCAAAAUAUAAUUUGGGUGCCCCAUUGGCCGGCAACUUCUAUCAGGCUCAAUAUGAUGAUUAUGUACCGAUUUUAUACAAACAAUUGGGUUUGUAAU